AGUUUGUUGUGGGCACAGCAGGAUGCAAAGUGUAUGUCUGGGACCUCCACAACGUGGGCUACGUCCUUCAACGCAGGGAGUCGAGUCUCAAGUACCAGACCAGAUGCAUUCGCUGUUUCCCCAACAGACGGAGAUAACAGUGAAAAGAAUUAUUCUUUUCUCCACAUUUAUACAGAGUGUCCGGAUGAAAGAAUCAACAAGAAACGGUUGAGUCAGUUUCAACGCUACAGUGCGACCAUCUCGUCGCUGUGCUUCAACGAUGUUGGCACUGUCCUUGCAAUUGCGUGCUCUUACGUUUACGAACUUGAGGAACCACCAGAGAAUAUGCCAGAAGACAAUGUGUUCAUCCGUCAUGUCACUGAUCAAGAGACAAAACCAAAUACUGGCUGAUUGAUCAAUCGACCGAGUGAGUCAUCUGUUUAGUAAUAAGACUGACUGCUGGUACAAAUCUGAAUUUUACAUGGAUAUCUGCUGUUCUUUUUACCACCUUUGUGAAGUACUUUCUGAAAGUCAGUACAAAUCAAGGUCAUCCUCCGUCUGUCCGUGUCCUCGUCUCCCGUCACCUGCCGACGGUUACGAGUCGCUACGUUGGAAACGUACUCGUUGGUUUGGUCUAGAAUAUUUGACUUUCUCCAGUGUUUCUUUGAUAUUACUGUGAUAUAUCAAAUAUUUAAAUUAGAGGAACGGUGAUACUGAGGGUAUAAUUGUUCGCAAGUUGCUUUAGGGAUGACCAGAAUUGGAAACACGUGGUUCGUAGGACAUGGGGAAGAAUGACAAUGAAAUUGCCAGUUAUGUAAUGAUUUUAAAGUUCAUAUUCAUGGUAAAAUGAAGUGUAAAGAUAUUAUAAAAACAUGACAUGAUAAUUCACAGAAGUAACACUCAUAUGCUCUAUCUCACAUUUUAAGUGAAGAGGUGGCUUUUGGUUCUGGAAAACCGUUAAGACGAUCUCGUCUGUCAGGAUGUCUGUAGGACAGCUUUUUUUUUAUUUUAUUUUAGAGGCUCCCAGCAGGUAAAAAAAAUGGCACCUGUUAAUUGCCUGAGAUUGAGAAAGUAAAUAAAUGUUCGGUACGAAUUACUCAUGAUUUGGCAUAAAAAUUCUCAAUGAGGUUGGAAAACUUCGGUUAUAUUCCUAACUGGUGCAAGAUCUGUAUCAAAAUUAUCCGUCCCUGUAGUAUCAUAUUCAUAGUUCGUAGCAUUAAGAGACAGAAUUAUGUGUUAUUAUGCCUGUAACCAGUACGACACUAAAUGUAUCCAGGUAACAGAAGAGUAAAUCGCUUGGAUAUGCUUUA
Zootermopsis nevadensis is the source of this 1289-nucleotide messenger RNA. RefSeq names its product mitotic checkpoint protein BUB3-like. Gene Ontology annotation, molecular function: protein binding. Lineage: Eukaryota; Metazoa; Arthropoda; Insecta; Blattodea; Termopsidae. The record is from RefSeq and is a predicted model, not a curated record.